Molecule: messenger RNA, 924 nt
Organism: Phytophthora infestans T30-4
Lineage: Eukaryota; Oomycota; Peronosporomycetes; Peronosporales; Peronosporaceae
Exons: 5
Coding region: 1-924 (307 amino acids)
Biological process (GO): cellular response to L-arginine; regulation of intracellular signal transduction
Cellular component (GO): cytosol
Source: RefSeq, a predicted model, not a curated record
AUGGCGGCGACGUCGGCGGAAGUGCAGCUGGUGUGUUUGUCGACGACGCUGGUAAUCUCGAAACUCCUCUUCUACACGCCAUCGUCCAACGCCGGCAAUAACCUCCGCUUCUUGAGCUAUGUGGAGACGCAGCACGAGGUGUCUAUUGUAUUCGAAGAGCGGCUCCUGGAUAAAUUUGCAAACGGAGUACUAGAAUUUGAGCCACUGCGAUGGAAGGCACUACAAGUGGCAUCGGCCGGUCCGGGAGCUUUCCUGAGCCAAUUGGCGGUGCUCACACAGCUCACAACAGAACUGGCCAAGCAUGGGGUCAGUGUUUUCCAGAUCUCGACGUACCAAUCCGACUAUGUGCUGGUGAAAGUGGAAGACUUGGAAACGGCAAUUGCAUGUCUGCAAAGCUUCUGUUGCAUUGAAAUGGAGGAUGGGCAAGAGCUCACACUGCCAACGAUGCAUCAACACCCUCUGAGUGUUCCGGAUGUAAAGUUGCACCUUGUGCAACUCAACAAAACAUUUGUGAGGAGGCACAUGUAUUCGCUCGUGAAGUUGCUGUUUAAGUCGCAGGAGGACGAAGAAACGAGGUUCCUGAGCUACUCGGAGACUGGAGACGAUAUCUCGGUGGUAACAAGCGACGAAUGUUUUCUAGAGAAGGCUCGAUCGCUGAUGAAACAGGGAGAUCAGGGCGUGCUUGUAUCACCCGACUUCUGGAGACCUGUGCAAAUUGGCAACUCGAAGCUAGGGUUCGCAGAGACAGGAAUUGUGGCGGGUCAGACCCGAGUACUAGUAAAUGCCGGAACUACGGUGUUUUAUCUUAGUACCUACGCGACGGACUUCAUGUUGAUCAAAGAGGACGAAUGGGAGGACGCUCUACCCAUUCUUCGCGACCAUUUCAGUCUGACUGAAGGCGUCUUCGCGCCGCUAACAGCUUGA